Molecule: messenger RNA, 1782 nt
Organism: Dracunculus medinensis (Guinea worm)
Lineage: Eukaryota; Metazoa; Nematoda; Chromadorea; Rhabditida; Dracunculidae
Source: the annotation of a GenBank genome assembly
AUGACUCGAUCAGAAGUUUCCGAAAAUGCAGCGCAGAAUAAAGCAGACGUUCGAAUUAUUCUCAUUGGUGAACAUGGUGUUGGAAAAACUUCGUUGAUAAUGUCACUGCUUGAAGACGAGUUUUGUGAUCAAGUACCUUCACGAAUCGAUAAUGUGUUUAUUCCAGCUGAUGUUACACCCGAUAGAGUGGUCACUUCAAUUCAUGAUUAUUCGAGUGAGCAAAGUUUUGAAGAAUUGCAACGAGAAAUAUUAGAAGCGAAUGUCAUUUGCAUUGUCUAUUCUGUGCAAGACCAAAGUACGAUUGAAAAGGUGACAUCCUACUGGCUGCCAUUAGUUAAACGUAUACUUAACACAGAAAAGACAAUUUGCCCCGUAAUACUUGUUGGAAACAAAUCUGAUGAAACUUCUUCGUCUAAACAUAUGGAGAAAUUUGAAGAAAUCGACACUUGUAUAGAAUGUUCAGCAAAAACAAUGAAAAAUGUUAGCGAAAUUUUCUAUUUUGCACAAAAGGCAGUUAUUUAUCCAAGCCAUCCAUUGUACCUGCCGCAAGAACGAGAAUUAACCAAAAAAUGCAAGCGGGCACUUAUAAGGAUAUUUAAAUUAUGUGAUAAUGAUAACGAUGGCUUGCUGAAUGACGAAGAACUGAAUCAUUUUCAAAUGUUUGUCUUUGUAUUGGCUAACGAUUUUAAUGCUUCUUUUUGUUCCUUUUAUUAUCGGAAAUUGAUAGGACGUCAAGAAACUACAUGGAGGGUUCUGCGCCGAUUUGGUUAUGAUAAUGAAAUUGAAUUGGCUGUUGAUUAUUUGCAUCCUCCGCUUAAAGUGCCAAAAGGUUGCUCAAUAGAAUUGACUUACGAAGGAUUUCAUUUUAUCAAUACUCUUUUUGAAAAAUACGACGAGGAUAGAGACUCAUGUCUGUCGCCUUCAGAGAUGCAGAAUUUAUUCAGUGUUUGUAUAACACAUCCUUGGACUCGAGAAUCUUGUUCAUCAGUUGAGACAAAUAAUAAAGGGUGGUUGACCUAUAAUGGAUAUGUUUGCUUCUGGGUGAUGACGACAUUUUUGAAUGUUUCGUUAACAAUGGAGCUUUUGGCAUAUUUGGGGUUUAAUAUGCGCCACCAUUCUCAGCUGGAUAUAACUCGUGAUAGACGAAUAGAUAUUGCUGAAAAAUCCACAUCAAGGACAGUAUUCCAGUGCCACGUCAUUGGUCCUAAAGGCGCAGGAAAAAGUGUCUUUCUUCAGUCGUUUGCUGGUCGUUCUCUCUCGGUUAAUUUUUUUUUCAAAAAGCGAUUUGCUCCUUAUGUAAUGAAUAGUGUUAAAGUGAAAGGGGCGACAAAAUAUUUGCUGUUGCAUGAAGUUGAUGUUUUAUCACCAGACGAAACUCUUACCAGCUAUGAAAAAAGUGCAGAUGUUAUAGUUCUUCUUUAUGAUGCUUCUGAUUCUAAUUCAUUUUCUUAUGUGGCGACUAUAUAUUUGAAAUAUUUUUACCGCACAAAAGUUCCAUGCAUUGUCGUCGCAACAAAAUCUGAAUAUUUUGAAAGUGAACAAGAAUAUGGUCAACAACCUGGAGACUUUUGCAGAAACCAUUCCUUGCCGCAGCCUAUUCUUUUUCGCCAUGAAGAUAUUGGUCAUACAGAUGCACCGAUAUACACACAGAUAGCGACUAUGGCCGUAUAUCCGCACUUAAAAAAAGUGUAUUAUCUCCAAGACUCCAACCUUUUGUCCAGAAUAACGUUUGGUGCAGCUGUAGCCGCACUUGCGGCUUUCCUACUUUACAAAAAUAUUUAA